CAUUCAGACGAGGCACACAGUCUCUCCUCCUCUGCACUAUAAACACACACACACGCAGACACAGACCCUUCACACACACUGCUACAGAGACGAGAGACUUGGACUUCUUUCGCUGGAUAUUUUCUUACAUACGCUUGAAAGCUCUACUGAGGAAUCAUGGGACUGCUGCAAGUCUCUGUCAUCUUUCUUCUUUCUUUCAUCACGAUGACUUUAGCUGAGCCGCCUGGAUGCAAGAUCCGCAUCACUGACAGAGGACUGGAGAUGUUGAAGGCCGAGACAAAGAGGUUUGUGGAAGAAGAGCUGAGUAACAUCACCAUGCCAGAGAUGCGCGGUGAAGAGGGCCGCUUCCAGUACACCAUCAAAGAUGUGAAGAUCACGGAGCUGAACCUGACGUCUGACCUGCGCUUCCAGCCUGACGUGGGGCUUCUGUUCGAGGUGCAGAACUCCUCCAUCACCCUCAACUUCCAGAGACGCAUCCUGUACUGGCUCUUUUAUGAUGAGGGAGCCAUCAACGCCUCCGCUGAAGGUGUCGACAUCUUCACAGUCCUCCAUCUCAACAAAGACAAGGAGGGACGUCUCAAGAUCUCCAAUGUCGACUGUAAUGCAUCCAUCGCCAAGAUGAGGGCCAGAUUUAGCGGGACCCUCGGGAGGGUUUAUGACUUCAUCGGAGCGUUCCUGACUACAGGAAUGCGCUUCGUCUUAAAUAAACAGAUUUGUCCUGCUUUGAAUCAUGCUGCACUGGUUCUGGUUAACCAGCUACUGGAAACAAUCCCAGUGCGCGCGGAGGUGGACAAUUACGUGGGCAUCGAUUACUCACUGCUAAAUGACCCUGUGGUGACGGAAACAAGCCUUGAUAUGGAUUUUAGGGGCAUGUUUUAUGACCUUAAGAAUGAGAACGAGACGCUCGUGAACUACGCUGUGAAUCCGAUAGUGAGAGAGUAUGAUCGUAUGAUCUAUCUCGCUCUCUCUGAAUUUUUCUUUGACAGCGGCCUCUUCUCUUACUUCAAAGGCGGACUGUUCCAAAUGCAGAUUGCAAACGAAAGAAUGCCCAAGGACUUGGAGAUGCUCCUCAGGACCACCUACUUGGGGACAAUCAUGAUGUUGAACCCGGCUCUAAUAGAGCAUCCUCUGUCGCUUGAGUUAGAGGUCACAUCUCCUCCUCGCUCCACUAUCAAGACCUCUGGCGCCAGUGUGGCUGUCAAGUGUAACGUCAAAGUGUUGGUUCUUCCUCCAGGAAAACCAGCAGUCCAGCUCAGCAGCAUGACCAUGGAAGGCAAAUUCAACGCAAAAGUAUCAAUGAAGGGCAAGCGCUUGGCCAUCCAUUUAGAUCUGAGAAGGUUUAAAAUUUUCUCCAAUCAAUCUGCUCUCGAGUCUUUGGCUCUUAUUCCACUGCAAGGUCCGUUGAAAACGAUGCUGCAGAUAUCUGUGGUGCCUCUCAUUAACAAUUACACUAAGCGAGGUGUGCAGAUCCCUCUUCCGGACGGGCUAGACUUCAUUGAAGAGGUGGUGGAGUAUCACAAUGGCUACAUCAUCGUGGGGGCAAACCUACACUUCAGAACAGGUCUGAGAGAAAUAAUCGAGAGGAAGCUGUCGGGUGAGACAGACAACUCAAUUUAAGACCAGAGAAGGGCCAGGCUAACACUACCGCAUGUACAAAGUCAUGCACGGAUACUAAAAUAUGGAGCAAUAAAUGGAGGUUGUAACUAACCUUCCAGCAGAGGCAGGAUGUUUAUUAACUGUACAGAACAUUUGAUUCUCAAGACCUGCUAUCGUUACAGUAAAUUCAACCUAUUUACUCUCUGAAUACACAUUCCUGGUGCAAUUGUGAACAGUUUGCACUUUAUGCCAACAUGCAAUCCCUAUUUUUCCUAAUUAUACUGCUAAUAUAAUGAACAUUGGCAGGGUCUAACAAUUAAUGAGUGCAAAUUACCAACCUUGUCGGCAAAGGCUAUUUUCACUAUUGCUUAGGAAUUUCACCUUUAGCACGAAUAGCGCAUUUUUUCUUUUUACACUUUGUGCAAACAGUAUCUAUCACCAUUUGCUCUCAGUGUAAAUACAGUCUAACUUUUUACACUCAGUGUAAAUAGCCGUUGCAUGAUGAUUACACCAGUAUAAGCAAAUAAGUAUAUAUUUGCAAAAAGCAGCAUUACCGUUUGGAUAUGUAGAGGUGCUCUUGAGGAUGGUAUUUCAGUGGAAAACAGAUCCCCCACAAACCAAUACAAAGUUACAUUUAGACAUGACUCUGUUCUAAUAUCAAACACUCCGUGCAUUAAUACGAAGUACCAAACUACAUUUUUUACCCACAUUUCAGAAGCAAAAUGGGUUGCAAAUACAGGUUCAUGUUGACUUUAAGGUAUUGCACCAGUGUCUGAACCCUGAAAACACAUGUACAACUCUUAUACUGUGCGCUUAGGUGUAUAAAACAAUGUAUUUGUACUUUUAGUUGCAUUUUAUGAUUUUUUGUACAAGUUUUAUCGUAUAUUGAUUGUUUAAUAUGAGAUAGGUUUGCCAUCCUCAUCUGUGAAUACAAUCACUGUACCUCUUUAUAAAAAUGACAUGUUAAAAAUCAGCAAAUGUUACUGUUUUUGAUCUGAAAACUUUAGUUCAUCAUUGAAAUGAUUGAAAGGGUUUAAAAAUGCU
Molecule: messenger RNA, 2640 nt
Organism: Sinocyclocheilus grahami
Lineage: Eukaryota; Metazoa; Chordata; Actinopteri; Cypriniformes; Cyprinidae
Product: phospholipid transfer protein-like
Exons: 16
Coding region: 157-1617 (486 amino acids)
Biological process (GO): phospholipid transport; ceramide transport; high-density lipoprotein particle remodeling
Molecular function (GO): ceramide transfer activity; phosphatidylethanolamine transfer activity; lipid binding
Source: RefSeq, a predicted model, not a curated record